AUGAGUUCACGGAAGAGAAAGCAAGACGAAGAGGAAGAGCUUGUUGCUCUUCCAAGUGACGAAAGCGAGGAGGAAGAAGAAUACAUCUCGGAAGGUGACGAAGACGAUGACGCCCAGGAUGACGAUGAAGAGGAGGAUGAGGAAGGAGAAUUCGACGAAGAAGGCGAACCCGAGGAUGAGAAUGGCGUGAAACCUCAAGCUCCUCCACCGAAGAAGAAGCAGAAGACGACCACCACUGCACCUGUUCCCGCCGUCGAUGACGGUGAAGACGAAGACGACGAGGAGCAGUCCGAUGAAGAGGACAUCGAAGGGGAAGACGAAAACGGCUAUGACGAGGAGGCAGAAGGCGACGCUGAUGAAGAGGGUGGUCUCGUUACUGAACCUGUAACCAAGGCCAAGGUCGACGUUGAGGCUCCGUUCGAGACUGAACCAGCCGCGAAGAUAGUCAGUGUUGUCGGUGCCGAUGAAGAUGACGAGGACUGA
This is a messenger RNA of Anthostomella pinea, 483 nucleotides long. The record is from the annotation of a GenBank genome assembly. Lineage: Eukaryota; Fungi; Ascomycota; Sordariomycetes; Xylariales; Xylariaceae.